AUGGCUGCGCAACUUGUACAGAUGAUACUACUUGCGGGUCUUGCACUUCAGAAAGCGACGCCGUAUCUUCAACUUCUCCAAACGCUUGCUCACCUAAAUGUACAGAACGAAUUAGCGUUUGCGUUAUUUUGGAAUAAUUUGAUAUUUUAGUUUAUAAUUUUUUUAGAGGGCAAUGGACAGUUGGCUCAAACGGCUGCGCAACUUGCACAGAUGCUACUACUUGCGGGUCUUGCACUUCAGAAAGUGACGCAGUAUCUUCAACAUCUCCAAACACUUGCUCACCUAAAUGCACAGAAACAAUUAGCCUUACGUAUUUAGGAAUAUUUUUAUUAUUUUAUUAUAUUUUUAGAGAACAAUGCACAGCUGGCUCAAAUGGCUGCGCAACUUGCUCAGAUGCUACUACUUGCGGGUCUUGCACUUCAGAAAGUGACGCAGUAUCUUCAACAUCUCCAAACACUUGCUCGCCUAAAUGCACAGCUGGCUCAAAUGGCUGCGCAACUUGCACAGAUAGCACUACUUGCGAGUCUUGCACUUCAGAAAGCGAUAUAG
Messenger RNA from Blepharisma stoltei, 549 nucleotides. Lineage: Eukaryota; Ciliophora; Heterotrichea; Heterotrichida; Blepharismidae. The record is from the annotation of a GenBank genome assembly.